Molecule: messenger RNA, 183 nt
Organism: Spirodela intermedia
Lineage: Eukaryota; Viridiplantae; Streptophyta; Magnoliopsida; Alismatales; Araceae
Source: the annotation of a GenBank genome assembly
AUGGCUGCGUCGAAGGCAGCGAUGGUGUCGGCGUCAAAGCACAAGGUGUCCCUUAAUAUUGGCCAGCAGACCUUAUACGCCGCCAAGCGGGCAUUGGGAGACCCGCCCUUGGCUGUGCCGUUUCCAAACCCGAAGAGACUGGCUCCAGGCGCGAAUGCGCCGCCGGCGAUGGAGAGGGUAUGA